Messenger RNA from Paramuricea clavata, 768 nucleotides. NCBI's taxonomy places the organism in Eukaryota, Metazoa, Cnidaria, Anthozoa, Malacalcyonacea, Plexauridae. The record is from the annotation of a GenBank genome assembly.
AUGUUCAACCACUACUUUGCGUCAGUAUUUUCAACAAAGAAAGCUAACGAGGAAGACGUCAUUGAGUCUGACGAGCCAAUCAUGACUGAUUUAACAUUUAGUGAAGCCGAAGUUUCUUAUGUGUUGAGAUCACUUGAUUCAAGCAAAGCAACAGGUCCUGAUGGUAUUCCUGCAAGACUACUGAGGGAAACAGCAGAUGUGAUAACACCUUCCCUGUGCAAGCUGUUCAAUAUAUCAGUUAUUUCAGGAACAAUACCAGAUCAUGAAUGUAAAUUGGCUAAUAUUGUGCCCGUGCACAAGAAAGGUGACAAAGAGUAUGCUGAGAACUAUCGCCCAAUUUCCCUAUUAUGUAUUACAUCGAAAGUUCUGGAACGCUGUAUCCUAAACAACAUAAAAACUCGUUUGUAUGAUGCAGUUAACAUGUGGUUCAUGGCCGGGAGAUCUUGCAUAUCAAACCUCAUCGACACUCUUGACUACGUUGGAUCGUGUUUAGACAGUGGAGGACAUAUAGACAUGAUUUAUAUGGAUAUGUCAAAGGCAUUCGACAAGGUCGAUCAUGAUGUAUUAAUACGAAAGCUGCAGAAAGACUGUGGUUUUGGAGGUAAUCUCCUCAGAUGGUUUCGUUGCUAUCUAGAAAAUCGUAAACAACGCGUUACAGUGUUAGGAGCAAUGUCAGACCUACUUCCUGUCACGUCUGGUGUACCGCAAGUUCAAUACUUGGUCCAGCAUUGUUCCUCCUCUACGUCAAUGAUCUGCCAAGCAAUGUGA